This is a messenger RNA of Penicillium macrosclerotiorum, 2595 nucleotides long. RefSeq lists its product as uncharacterized. Lineage: Eukaryota; Fungi; Ascomycota; Eurotiomycetes; Eurotiales; Aspergillaceae. Bases 1 to 2595 code for a protein of 864 amino acids. The record is from RefSeq and is a predicted model, not a curated record. The transcript has 4 exons.
AUGGAGAAAGUUGAAAGCGUCUGGUCCUUUAUGACCCACUGGAUCAACCAAGUGCAUCACUCGCCCGGUCGGACCCUGAAUGCUUUUUGGGAUUUCUCUCGCUGCUAUUUCUACGUCCUUGCAUUCUGGUCGCUGGUAUGCUCCAAGGUGCUUCAUCUUUAUGCCCACCUUCACUCUCUUCCGACUCCCAAGUUCUUCGCUUGGGGCUUGACGUUCUUUUUUCAAGAUGUCGUUGUACUGCUGUUUCUCCGAAAUUUUGCCCAUAAAAGCCACACCCGGCAAUGGCUUUUGGUGGCGCUCGAUACGGUCGUGGUUGUCCCCUUUAGUUUAAUAGUAUCUUGUAUGGCCGCGGCCAAUUUCUCGGUCUAUAUCUCUACUGGCGCCGAAAUUCACUGGCGUCAAGCAAAAUCGUUCACGGGUGACAAGGCUGCCAUCCGAACCCUGCUCACGGGUUUGACAUGUUUUUUGAUCGGCGAAGGACUUUUAUCGAUGAUUGCGGUCUUGUCUGCGUGCCCAAUUCAUAGAUUUAUGGGAGGCUUCUUACAUGUGCUGGUCGGGCCUCUUCGAUGGCUACUGCUUCGUGUGCGACCAUACUGGGGACAAUAUUUGCGGAGACGCGAAACCUCGGAUGAGAUUCUUCCCCAUCCAGAGAUAUACGAGAGAAUAUCCUUGGAAAAUGAUUAUCUGGAGGAUUCAAGCGACGAUGAGUCCUGGAGGCACCCCCUGGGGCGCACUCGAAUAACCGAAAGGCCUCUGUCUCGACUGUUGAUCAUCAUCGCAUGGUCCGCUUUCUUUCUCCUCCGACUUUGUCGCCCGUCAGACCCAAUAUAUCUGUAUCUUUCGGGUGCUUUACCUCUGGCCCCAUUAUUCCAAGGUAGCCAUCGCAAAACACCCGUUGACGUGGAAAGUGUGCCUCCAGAGCUGGACUACUUGAGAGGAGCUUCAUCGUUGCAUCCGCCGCCGCAAUGGAGUUGGAUGCCAGCUAUACCCGGAGCUGGGUUUGAGGACUGGAACAGAUCCGAUCCAUUUGCCUUGCAUUACAAUUCAGAGAUGAGCCCGCUCCACAUAUCCAACCUUGACCAACCUGUUCUCGAGCCUGUUCAGAAGGCUAUUUCAAAGAACAAACUCAAAAUAAAACAUGUUGUUCUUUUGAAGCUUGAAAGUACACGGACUGAUGUAUUCCCAUUGCAAAAUGGCUCGUUCAUUUUUGAGAAAAUCCUCGAGAGCUAUGCAAACAAAGAAUUACCCAAUGAUGUCCAGAGGCGCAUUGCAAAUCUGACGCCUACUGCCGAGCGCUUGACUGGCAUGUCUCCCGGGUUCGAAUAUAUAAAUAGCACGCAUACUGAUCGGAAGGCAUAUGGAGGCAUUAGCGCGAGCAACGCGUACACAACUUCUACAUAUACGCUCAAGAGUCUUGCUGGCACACUAUGCGGAGUUACUCCUCUAAUCGCUGACUUCAAUCGCGAAUGGGAUCACCAUAUUUAUCAGCCAUGCUUGGCCCAUAUAUUCAGAAUGCUAAGCCAGCAGCCAGGUGUCACAAACAGGACGGAAGACUUCACUAAGUGGCCUUGGCACUCAGCCUAUAUGCAGUCUGUGACUGAUGGCUACGAUAGCCAAAAUAGACUAACUACGGUUUUGGGAUACAAUGAUACGAAGACGAAAGAGAUUAUUGAGAGCCCGAAAGCAAAGCACUACCCGGUAAAAACCGAGGAAAUAAAUUAUUAUGGCUACGCCGAUACCGAACUUGAGGAGUAUAUUCGCGAUGCUAUCGAUGAUGCGCAACACAAUAACAAGCGUCUCUUCCUUACCCACUUGACUGGAACAACUCACCAUCCAUGGGGAAUCCCAAACAAUACAUACCAGCAAAUAAUCGGCCCCAAUGGGGGCAAAAAUGAAAACUUGAACCAUUACCUCAAUGCAAUUGGCUUCGUGGACAAAUGGCUUGCGAAAAUUUUGGAUAUCCUUGAAGAAAAAGGCAUAGCUCAAGAAACCUUACUCGUGAUGGCGGGUGACCAUGGUCUAUCUUUGCCUAAUGAUGGAGGCAUCACUCCGUACGACAAUCCUCACGUCGGGAAUUUCCAUGUUCCUCUAGUAUUUGCGCAUCCCAAACUUCCACCAAUUCAAAUCAAUGAGCCUGUCAUAAGCAGCCAAGUUCUACCGAGCAUUCUAGACCUGCUGAUCGAAUCAUCUUCGCUUACUGAAAGCGCCUCAGGGAUUGCUAGCGACGUCAGAGCUUUAUAUGAGGGCCAGUCCUUGAUCCGACCUUUGAUACAAGAGAAAAAGGGGCGACAGGCUUGGCAAUUUACUGUAAUGAAUACAGGGGGAUCGUGGUUAGCGGUCCGUUCUGCUGCACGUCCAGAAUUCAGACUUGUCAUUCCGCUCGUCAAUGAUGUCGAGUGGCGCUUCUCCGAUCUCAAAAAGGAUCCGAAUGAGCUGGAGCCCAUUUCACGGUUCAGCCUGGCUGACCUAGUCCAGGUGAUUCGCAAGCAAUACGGUAAGGAUGUUCUGGAGUAUCUCUAUGAAGCAGCCUAUGUUGCGAAUUUCUGGGUUCUGCAAAACUGGGAUUUAUACAAAUUCGAUCCCAAUGGCAAGUAA